AGCAGCUCUUUCUUUGCAAGCAGCAGCGCUAGCUGCCAGCUUCUUAGACGUGGCGGCGGGAGAAGCACAAGGAGGCUAGCUUUUCUCCCGUCCAGAGGAGAUCAUGUGGUUGUUGUUGUGGUUGUUGUUGUUGUUGGAGGCACGCUUCUGCUCCUCUUCUGCUCCUCUUUUUGCAUCUUCUUCUUCUUGCACCUCCAACACUGUCACUUCCACUGCUGACACUAUUAUUGCUGCUGCUGCUGCUGCUGUUACCACCACCACUUCUUCUUGCUCUUCUUCUUCUUGCUCUUCUCCUCCAUCCUUCCCUCUCUGUCUCCUCCUGAGUCGCUGAAGCCCCUCUUUCUGCUCCAAAGGGAUAAUGCACUAGAUAUGUCCGCGCUCAAAAAGGUCUUGCCUGGCAUUCUGCAGAAGCAUUGCUGUAUUUUACCAGACCGGAAUACAGAAUCGCAGUGUACACUCUGUGGUGAGCCUGAAGAGGAAGACGGUGGUGACCUGCUCAAAACAGGAAUCAGUUUUCCAGGAACACCAGAGGAAGAGCUAGACCAGCCGUACUCAUGGUCUCCUACUCAGCAGGACUUCGAUGAGGAAAGAUACUCUCCUGUUUCAAGGAACAUGAAAGGAUUAUCUGGCAGUCGCAAUCAAUCACAACUAUGUUCUGCUCAUACGUGUGGUUUAGCAUCCCCUGAAGAUUGUGAACACACUCAUGAUCAUAUUCACCAUGGCCAGGAGUCAAGGCAGUCAUAUCUUCUCAGUCCAACGGAGAGCUGCCCAAUGGACCACCAUCGCUGCUCGCCGCGAAGCUCCAUCCAUUCAGAAUGCAUGAUGAUGCCCAUGGUUAUGGGCGAUCAUAUGUCCAGUAGCACUUUCCCCAGAAUGCACUACACCUCUCAUUACGAUACUCGGGACGACUGCACCAUGUCUCAUGCUAACCCUAAGAUCAACCGAAUUCCUGCAAAUCUGCUGGAUCAGUUUGAGAAACAACUUCCUCUCCACAGGGAUGGCUUUCAUACUUUACAGUACCAGAGGACCUCAACGGCCGCUGAGCAACGCAGUGAAAGCCCAGGGAGAAUACGUCACCUUGUUCAUUCAGUCCAAAAACUUUUCACAAAAUCUCAUUCUUUGGAAGGUUCUUCCAAGAGCAAUGUCAACGGGACAAAGGGAGAUGGCCGAGGGGAUGACCAUCAUCAUGGACAUCAUUCUAAACACAGCAAAAGAAGUAAAAGUAAAGAGCGGAAACCUGAGAGUAAGCAUAAAACUGGAAUGAGCAGUUGGUGGAGUUCUGAUGAUAAUUUGGACAGUGACAGCACUUAUCGAACACCUAGUGUUGUCAACAGGCAUCACGUGGACCAUAUCUCUCAUUGCUAUCCUGAAGCUCUUCAGGGACACUUUGGGGACCUCUCAUUAAAGACUUCAAAAAGUAACAAUGAUGUGAAAUGUUCAGCUUGUGAAGGGCUUGCCAUGGCCCCCGAUGGCAAAUACAUGAAAAGGAGCUCUUGGUCUACGCUUACAGUAAGCCAAGCUAAAGAAGCUUAUCGCAAGUCAUCCCUUAACCUAGAUAAGCCUCUAGUUCAUCAGGAAAUCAAACCUUCCCUGAGGCCAUGCCAUUACCUUCAGGUGCCUCAAGAUGAAUGGGGAGGGUAUCCUGCUGGUGGUAAAGAUGACGAGAUUCCCUGCAGAAGGAUGAGGAGUGGAAGUUAUAUUAAAGCCAUGGGAGAUGAAGAAAGUGGCGAUUCUGACACUAGUCCCAAAACAUCACCAAAGGUAGCAGUCCAUCCAGAGUCGUUGUUAAAAUCUAUUGGACAAAGAGCUCUUGGAGAUCAGCAAAACCAGAGCUACCUGCAAGCUGCAAGUGACGUGCCUGGUGGUCACAGUUUGGAUCCAGCGGCCAACUACAAUUCCCCCAAGUUCCGAUCAAGGAACCAGAGUUACAUGAGAGCAGUGAGCACCCUCAGUCAGGCCAGCUGCAUUAGCCAGAUGAGUGAAGCAGAGGUCAAUGGGCAAUUUGAAUCUGUUUGUGAAUCAGUGUUUAGUGAAGUUGAAGCUCAGGCAAUGGAUGCCCUCGACCUGCCAGGUUGUUUCCGAACCAGAAGCCACAGUUACUUGCGCGCCAUUCAGGCGGGUUACUCUCAAGAUGAUGAAUGUAUCCCUGCAAUGGCAUCUUCCAAUAUCACCUCAACAAUCAGGUCAACCACAGCUGUGACUUACACGAGUUACAAAAAAACACCGCCGCCUGUACCCCCUCGUACCACCUCUAAGCCACUAAUCUCAGUUACAGCACAGAGCAGCACAGAAUCAACCCAGGAUGCCUAUCAUGAUAGUCGGACUCAGAGGAUUUCCCCCUGGCCUCAAGACAGUCGAGGGAUGUAUAACUCUACAGACAGCCUGGAUAGUAAUAAGGCCAUGAACCUUGCCCUGGAAACUGCAGCUGCACAACGCCACAUGUCUGAGAGUCAAAGCCCCUCGGUCCGAACCAGUGACAAGGCCAUCCUCGUGACAAAAGCUGAGGAGUUCCUUAAGAGUCGGCGUUCGUCUAUAGGGAUUCAGGUGGAAACAGCAACUGAUUCAGAUACUGAGAGCAAAGGCCUACGAGAAUAUCAUUCAGUUGGAGUGCAGGUGGAAAAUGAUAAACGACAUGGCCGGUUUAAGCGAUCAAAUAGUGUAACAGCAGCUGUUCAAGCUGACCUGGAACUUGAAGGCUUUCCAGGACAUAUAACAAUGGAGGAUAAGGGACUUCAGUUUGGUGGCUCUUUCCAAAGGCACUCAGAACCAAGCACUCCUACUCAGUAUGGUGCAGUAAGAACUGUACGGACACAGGGGCUGUUUAGUUACAGAGAAGAUUAUAGGACCCAAGUAGACACUUCUAAUCUCCCUCCACCUGAACCCUGGUUGGAACCAGCCAUUGAGACAGUUGAAACAGGGCGGAUGUCUCCCUGUCGACGGGAUGGGUCAUGGUUUAUGAAGUUGCUACAUACUGAAACUAAGAGGAUGGAAGGGUGGUGUAAAGAGAUGGAAAGAGAAGCAGAAGAAAAUGAUCUCUCUGAAGAAAUUCUAGGUAAGAUCCGGAGUGCCGUAGGAAGUGCUCAGCUGCUUAUGUCUCAAAAAUUCCAGCAAUUCUAUUGGCUAUGUCAACAGAAUCUGGAUCCCAGUGCUAUGCCACGGCCAACUUCGCAAGAUCUAGCAGGAUUCUGGGACUUGUUACAGCUUUCGAUUGAAGAUGUCAGUAUGAAGUUUGAUGAACUACACCAGCUGAAACUGAAUGAAUGGAAAAUAAUAGAAUCGCCUGAAAGGAAGGAAGAAAGAAAGGUUCCUCCACCUGUACCAAAGAAGCCCCCAAAAGGAAAAUUCCCUAUUACACGAGAGAAGUCUCUAGACCUGCCUGACAGACAGCGUCAAGAAGCUCGAAGGAGGCUAAUGGCUGCUAAAAGGGCAGCCUCUUUUCGACAAAAUUCAGCCACAGAACGUGCAGACAGCAUUGAGAUAUACAUCCCAGAAGCCCAAACAAGGCUUUAAAGACCAGAAUGCUGCAUACUUUCUUCAUCUUUUUUUUAAACAAACAGUCAUAAAGCAAAAGCAAAAUGCUUGUACAGUUUGUCUCCUCCCUGCUCAUUUUUGUCACACACAUACACACACCCUCCCUACUGCCACUCAGUGGCCCUUGGUAUUGUGUCCUUUGUGCCAUUUGCACAGUGGAAUGCUUUCUGAGUCCCCCAGAAUUUGCUGUGCCCAUUCGCAAGAACGACUGUUCUGUUCUCUCUCUCUCUUUAUGUUUUUUUUUCUUUUAUAUUUAUGAUCAGACUAAACAAUCAGCUCCACUGGAUAGGGCUUGUUGAGACCUUACUUAUCCAAUGUGUUCUCAGAGGACAACAAGAAACACCUCCUGAGAUGGAACCCAGCUUACUUUUUUUGUUAUUUAUAUUUUUAUAAAUGAUGUGAUAUCUAGGGAUAAGAAUAACAAAACUUUCAAAUGGGUGCAUCUUACCAUUCACCAGAGGCAUUAGCUAAUCCAAGUAGAAGGUGCUACAAAUGUAAUGUGCAAGAAAGAAAGAACCCAUUUCUCUCCCUCUCCUCUUCUUCUGCCCCAUCUUCUCCCUCUGUCUCUUUUUCCUGGACCAUACAGUACUUUCCUUGCCUUGUACCGAUAUAAAGUUUCUGCCUAUGUGCUCUGCCGUACCACUCAUCUUUGUUAAUCCAAAAUAACACUAGGCCUAUCAUCUCAUGCCGAAUUGCAGUUUUGGAGAUGAACAGGGACAUCCAGCCAUUAAACUCCAAAAUUCAUCAGGCACAAGCAAACAAAAAGCAUGGAAGUCUUUUCAUUACCGAGAAAGUCCAGCCUGGAGUGAAGAGAUGGUAUGAACAAGCAUCCGGAUGUCUGAUGGAAAAGUGCAAAAGGAGUUGAGUGAAAAGAGGGGGGAAGGGGGAAGCCUUAAGAAUUUUGACCUUCUGUAGCAAGAUAUGAAAAGUUCUAUCUGCUCUUUUGGAACAUUCAUUACAUUUUAAACAGUUAUUUUAUGUUGUGGUUAUUUUGUUUACAAACAUAUUUUUGGUUAAAUUUCAAAAGUGAUGCUACAUGUAAUAUUUGAAGUUUCAAAUGCUAGAUCAGUUGAGUUUCCAGGGUAUCCUUUAAAACAAAACACACAAAAAACACCUUUGCUUGUUUAAAAUACCAGUUGUGACAUUGUAAUUGGUUUAAGAAAUAUGAAUGUGAGUGGUAAGUAUAUCUCAGUUUAAAUGGUAAUCUUAAGGUUAAAAGGUGAACUGUGGUUUACAUUUGUAAUUUUUUACCCUCCAGAAUUCUUUUUUUCCCCUCUGUCCUAUGCAGUAUUAAUUUAAAAGACACGGAAAAGUCUCUUGAUUGUUCAGAUUUGAAAGUGUGAUUUCAAAGGGUGUGUGUGACUUCUAACUAUGGAAUGUAAAAAUAAUCAAUUCCUAAGCACUUGAUUUGCACCAAGACAAAAGCUAGAAGUAAUACACUUGGGAAGGAAAUUUAUAAAAAUAGCAUUAUUCUAGUGUAUCUACCUUCACAAAGUUACAGUCCCAGUUGAUGUUACUGCUCUAGAAAGAAAGAAAAAAGUCUUCACAUUAAGACACAAAGAGCAUUGUCCCACAAAAACUGAAAUCAAGAUUCUGAAUAACACAAAAUAUCAAAACUGAAAUCCAUGAGGGAAAAAUAUUUUAUCAGUCUUAUUUGAAAAAUAUGUAUUUAGCCAUAGGCAUAGAACAGUUACUUAAACACUACUACAGCACUUUGGUUUUUCACCUCGAUGAGCACUUUAAGUAUGUACUUUGCAACAAGCCCAUCAACCUGUCAUCUGACUGAAAAUGUGAAAUGUUAAAGGAGGAUAAACAGGUCUGAUGUUGGGUUUUCACAUCUCCCCCACCCUUUCCUCCUGUGUAUUUUGUUAAGCAUGCGUUCUGUUUUAGGGCAAAGCUGAUAUAAGCAUGUUUAGCUUCAAGAUAUGAACCUUUAGAAUUGAAUGUUUGAGAAAGGAGGGAACAUUGUAAAUGGAGCCAGAUCUCUUAUGUAGAUUUUACCAAAUAGCCUUAAACUGCAUUUGGAAGCAAAAAACAAAACAAAAAAACAAGAGGAAUGUAUAUCAUUUUAAAAAAUGCAAAAAAAAAAAUGGUGAUGACUUUGACAAGGAUAAUGAUGAUACUCUUUAAUUAUUGUUCUGUAUCAAUUAGGAUAUUCCCUUUCCCAGAGUGUUCAAAGAAUUUCUGUACCUGGAAAGAAUGGAUUCCUGGGUAGUGUACAAUGCUGCUUAUUGCUCUGUUUUAAAUGCAAGAAUAUUUGCAGGUAUAACCAACUUUAAAGAUGGGUGGGUUGUGUUUGUUUGUUUGUUUGUUUGUUUUCAAAUGGAGCUGCUAAUUAGAAGUAACCACAUGAAAGUAGUUAUAAGGUAUGCAUUUCCUAAAGACAGCAAAUCUGAAAUAUAUAUUUCUGUCGUUCUUCUCUUCCCAACACAUCACAAUUAUGGCUGCUGCUAUGUUUUUAUCUCAUUUUUUAACGGGUAUUGCCAAAUCGUAUGUGCUUUUCUUCUUUGUCUAAUCCUGUGUAGAUCAGGGACUGAUGGUAAUAAGGUAAUCUCAUUUGAUUUCCCACUGUGUACUACAGUGUGGAAACUACAGAGAGAGAGAGACAAAAAGUUCUAUGCUGAUGAAACAUAAAGUCUAAUGCGUUAAAUAUUAUUUGCAUAUAAAUCCCAUUGAAUUUUAAACCACUUUUGCUGGAGCUAUGAUCAGGGUAAGGUGCUUCUGCAUUAAGCAUUCUAUGUCUGUCACUUGCAACAUUACCAUAACUGGCCAGGCAUUUUUCUGGGAAAAGCACACAUUGACACCUACAACUCCAACAAACAUGGAAGGGUGUUUUCUCUUUAAAUGUGUACAUGUAAGAUCACAUGCAAUUAGUUUGGCCCUAUCUCUACUCUUUAAGCCUUAGACCAGCAUGCCUCCAAAUUUCAGUGGCAUGGGUUUUUUUUUGGGGGGGGGAUAACUAAGAAUCACAUUAAUGGUCUGCUGUGAUCCAUGUGUUGCCCAUCUCCGAAUUAAGCAGGGUCAUCAAAGGAAAACUAGAUUCCAGUGCAAACAAAAAACUUGAUCUGAAACAACCCAUGAGCUUUAUUUCGAUGCAUUUUAAAAAUGCUCUGGCCAGGAUCCAAUGGGUGAAAUACACCAGUGCAGUCUUUAAGUAUGUACGUUGAUGGAUGUUACAUGGGGAGACGUCUAUCACCUCCUGGUGCACUUCCCCCCCAGCACAAGGCAACUUGAUGGCAUGAGUUUCAUUUCCAUGGUCAAUUGGUGGCCAAGAGGACAGGGAAGGGCCCUAGCACCAUCCAGCUGUAGUUGUGUAGCUAAGAAAAAGGGAGAAUUCUCAUCCUCCCAGACCACCAGCAAAAACACAUAUCACAUAUAUAGUCCCAAACAGUGACAGCUCAGUCGAGGAAUGUGGAAGCCCAACUUUAUGCCCCACCAGCAUUACUGUUGGAUCUUGGCCUCUCGCAGAUUCAGCCGAACCCUAAACUGCAUGUUAUCCAUGCAAUGAUGAUAAUAUAUUGAACAUAAACCUUUUCCUCUGUAGGUCACCUCCUUGGUUCCACUUUUGUUCCAAAGAAAAAAUGUUAAAAUGUAAACCAGAUGCCUUCUGCUAACUGAUAAAAGGUUAACUGUUCACAAGUCAAGUUUUUAAGUGCAAUAUAUUCAAUUUCUUUUGUACAGGAAAGAUUAAAUCAAUAAUGGUAGAUAAUAAGCCUAGCUUCUUAUUAUUAUUCAUUUAAUUUUUAGGGGACAGGGUGGGCUUAAAAUUAAUGUUUAUAAUAUUUGUGUUGCAAAUAAGUUGGCUUCAGUCUAGAAUGAGUGCUAAAGAUUAUAUAGAGAGUAUUACUUCAUAUGCUUCAGAUUUAAAGUCCUUUAUAUAAUUAAAAGGGAGGGGAGAGAUACAGCUAUAUACUGCAAUAGUGCUGAAAAUGUACAGUUUCCAAUUAAACAUAUUUAUAUUCCCUUUUCAAGAUAUGACACAAUUACCAUUUCUGAAAUUAAAAUCUAGAAAAUUAUAUUAGACACCCAGGUUAAUAGCUGAAUCUUAUAUGUGCCUAUUCAAAAACAUAUCCAAAUAAGUUCAGCGGGACUUAUAUACACUGCAAAAUACAAGUAUAAUGAAAGCCAACAGUAGAAUCCUUUGUAUAUUUACUCAGACGUAAACCUCAUUGUGCCCAGUGGGAUUUACUCCCAAGUGUCUGAUUGUUGUCCAGUCCUAAGGAUACAGGCUAAGUGUUGAGUCCCAUUGAAUAUAGUGAGACUUACUAAGUAGCAUUCCAGUGCAGGCUUACCUGUGAAUCAGUAUCCUAAAUACAAUAAAGCUGACUGCUGAACAAGCAUAUGAAAGAUUGGACUACAUGGAGCAUACCCUAAAUAAAAGUGAAAAAUAUUCUUGACCUCUUUCCAAUGCCCAGGGCUGUGUUUUGUAUCAUCAAGAUUCCAUUUUAUGUCACAUUUAUUGAUUUUAUUUAUUACUUGACACCCCAGCCUUCCAACUGCAUUAUCAAAAUGACUGUCAUUAAAAUGUGGGUGUCCAUGUGGGUGUAUGGUUUGCUGUGUGGUUAAUCAGAAUGGCCUUGUAUAAAUACACAUAGACAUGGUUUAAAGGAUAUUUUGUUUUAGUUUCACCAAAAGCAAAUUGCCUAUCAUAUCAAUUUGAGCGCUGCCCAAAAGAAUAUAAGAGAAAUAAUUUGGGUAUUCACAGAGAAGCCUAAAUGCCCUAAAAGCACCAAAUCCCUAGUUAUUACUUGGAUGGGAGGCUGCCAAUGAAUUCCAGGAGCUGUAGGCUGUAUUUCAGAGGAAGGGGCUGACAAACCCACCUCUGAGUAUUCCCUGCCUAAAGAGCCCUCAUGAAAUUCAUGUAGUUGCCAUAAGUCAACAGGCAACUUGAAGGCACACACAUUAAUGGAAAGGAGCUGGAGAAAGAAUUUUGAACUGUGGAGAUUGCUUUUUUGUUAUGAUUCUAAUUUGCUGUAUAUAUAGAUUGUUGUUGUGUGCCUUCAGGUCAUUCCUAAUUUAUGGUGAGCCUAAGGUGAAAUGAUCAUGGGGUU
Sceloporus undulatus (fence lizard) is the source of this 8582-nucleotide messenger RNA. It is a transcript of the gene DLGAP2, whose product is annotated as DLG associated protein 2. Gene Ontology annotation, biological process: signaling. Gene Ontology annotation, cellular component: glutamatergic synapse; postsynaptic specialization. The transcript has 14 exons. Gene Ontology annotation, molecular function: molecular adaptor activity. Lineage: Eukaryota; Metazoa; Chordata; Lepidosauria; Squamata; Phrynosomatidae. The record is from RefSeq and is a predicted model, not a curated record. Bases 370 to 3510 code for a protein of 1046 amino acids.